This is a messenger RNA of Symbiodinium necroappetens, 504 nucleotides long. The record is from the annotation of a GenBank genome assembly. NCBI's taxonomy places the organism in Eukaryota, Dinophyceae, Suessiales, Symbiodiniaceae.
AUGUAUGCCGGCUGCAGCUGUGAUUGUUCAGCAAACCUCUGCGACAACACCACUCCCCUCGUCGCUGCCCCAGCCAUGGGAAAUGCAGGGAGCUGCUGCGCAUCGAGCACAUCUUCGGAGAAGCCAGAGGUUGCCGUGGCCACCGGCACUGCUCCGCCACCCAGCCCUGAGCUGCGCUCUCCUGAGGAAGAAGCUGAGAAGUCCGACAAAGGUCCAAUAACAGAAGAGACAGUCGAGCCUUUGAAGAAGCGGGUUGUGCUCCGCUUUGUGCUGCCAGAUGGUGGAACACAGGACGUUGAGUUCGAGAACAAGCCUUUGGGCAUCGACUUCAGCCGAAGUUUGCCACUCACGGCCAAGCGCUUGAAGCCCGGCAUGCUCGCUGAGAAGAAGGAGGUGAAGAUCGGCUGGCGCGUGACACACAUCAACGAUUCUCCUGUUCCUGCGACCUUCGAUGAAACGCUCAGCAAUCUCCAGCAAGCUGUGUCGGUGCUGCCAACUGCGUGA